GUGCCAUAGGUUGCCUACCCCUGCAUUAGACUGUCUACGAUGGCGUUAAGGUGAGCUUGCAGAGGCUGUCUGACGUCAGAGGCUUCGGAGAGGGAGGCUGGUCUGAAAGUGAAAACAGCAGCAGUUCCAAGCCGAGUACAGUACUGUGCAGAGAGCUAAAGGAGAAGGACAAACACUGCUCCGUGUGGAUUAUAGGACUGCAGAAAGGGGGGAACUGCGCAGAGACAUGGGGACUACAAUAUCAUGAUCAGUAGAUAGCAUCUCACACCAUGACCAUGGCUCCCCGGAAAAGAAAUCGUCAUGCUUUGGGGUUUCUUUGCUGCUUCGGGGGAAGCGACCUCCCUGAAAUCAACCUCAAGGAUAAUAACCCCCUCCAGUUCCUGGAGUUCUCUGUCCCAAUCCCACCAGCGGAGGAGCUCAAUGCUAGGUUCUCCGAACUUGUGGAUGAACUGGAUCUCACGGAUAAGAACAGAGAGGCUAUGUUUGCACUCCCGCCAGAGAAGAAGUGGCAGAUUUACUGCAGCAAAAAGAAGGAACAAGAAGACCCUAAUAAGCUUGCUACCAGCUGGCCAGAUUACUAUAUUGACCGCAUCAACUCCAUGGCUGCAAUGCAGACCCUGUACGCUUUUGAUGAAGAAGAAACAGAAAUGAGGAAUAAAAUAGUUGAAGACUUGAAAACAGCUCUGCGGACUCAACCCAUGAGGUUUGUGACCAGGUUUAUUGAGCUGGAUGGCCUGACCUGUUUGUUGAACUUCCUGAAGAGCAUGGACUAUGAGACCUCAGAGAGCCGCAUACACACAUCCGUUAUAGGGUGUAUCAAGGCACUGAUGAACAACUCCCAGGGACGGGCACAUGUCCUGGCCCAUCCAGAAAGCAUCAAUAUCAUCUCCCAGAGCUUACGGACUGAGAACAUCAAGACCAAAAUCGCUGUGCUGGAGAUCCUCGGGGCUGUCUGCCUGGUGCCGGAUGGCCAUAAGAAGGUCCUACAGGCCAUGCUUCACUACCAGGUCUAUGCUGCAGAGAGGACAAGAUUCCAGACAUUGCUGAAUGAGCUAGACCGAAGCAUGGGGCGCUACCGGGAUGAGGUGAAUCUCAAAACGGCCAUCAUGUCCUUUAUCAAUGCUGUUCUGAAUGCUGGCGCGGGCGAGGACAAUUUGGAAUUCCGAUUGCACCUGCGAUAUGAGUUUCUGAUGCUGGGAAUUCAACCUGUUAUUGACAAGCUAAGAGGACAUGAAAAUGCAACAUUAGACAGGCACUUAGAUUUCUUUGAGAUGGUGAGAAAUGAGGACGAUCUGGAACUUGCCAAGCGGUUUGAUGUGAUUCACAUUGAUACAAAAAGUGCCUCUCAGAUGUUCGAGAUGAUCAAGAAGAGAUUGAAGCACACAGACGCCUAUCCCUAUUUGCUAUCAGUCCUUCAGCAUUGCUUGCAGAUGCCUUAUAAGUGGAAUGGAGGACAUUUCCAGCAGUGGCAGCUGUUAGACAGGAUACUACAACAAAUCGUUCUUCAGGAUGAGAAAGGGGAUGAUCCAGAUAUAGCUCCACUGGAUAACUUCAAUGUCAAGAACAUCAUUAAGAUGCUGGUGAAUGAGAAUGAAGUGAAACAGUGGAGGGAUCAGGCAGAGAAAUUCAGAAAAGAACACGCAGAGCUGAUGAGCAGACUGGAAAAGAAGGAAAGAGAAUGUGAGAUAAAGACCCAAGAGAAAGAUGAAAUGAUGAAGACAUUGAACAAGAUGAAGGACAAGCUACAGAAAGAAUCCUUGGAACUGCGCCAGACCCGGGACCAAAUGACAGACCUGGUAGCUCAAUUCAAUGAGUUCUCGCAAGGAGGUGGCAUUUCCUUCACACAACCUCCUCCACCCCCUCCUGGUGGCCCAUUAGCUUUGCCCUCCUCUCUGAUGAUGGAGUGUUUGCCCCCGCUGCCACCCCCACUCCCAUUCUCCAGCUGUCCCCCUCCACCUGCUCCGCCUCCUCCACCGGGAGGGCCACCUCCCCCACCUGGAGCCCCUCCUUUUUUCAGCAUGGGGAUGAUGCCCCCUCCUACAACCACCUUCAGCAGCAGCGGGACCAGCCUGAGGAAGAAAUCUAUCCCACAGCCUUCCCACCCACUGAAAUCCUUCAACUGGGCCAAACUGAGUGAGGAGAAGAUCCAUGGCACAAUCUGGCAUGAAAUCGAUGACUUAAAGGCUUUCAGGGUGCUGGAUCUGGAGGAUUUUGAAAAAAUGUUCUCUGCUUAUCAAAGACACCAGGACCUGCUAACUAACCCCUCCUCCUGUAAGCAGAAAGAGAUGGGCUCAACUGAGGACCUAUACUUGUCCACACGGAAGGUUAAAGAGCUUUCUGUUAUUGAUGGUCGAAGGGCUCAGAAUUGCGUCAUUCUCCUCUCCAAGUUGAAGCUGUCAAAUGACGAAAUCAGACGGGCAAUCUUGAAGAUGGAUGAACAAGAAGACUUGGCCAAAGAUAUGCUGGAGCAGCUGCUGAAGUUUGUUCCUGAGAAGAGUGAUAUCGACCUGCUGGAGGAACAUAAACACGAAAUUGACCGCAUGGCCCGGGCUGAUCGAUUCCUCUAUGAAAUGAGCAGGAUUGAUCACUACCAGCAGCGGCUGCAGGCGUUAUUCUUUAAGAAGAAGUUCCCAGAGAGGCUGGCAGAAUGCAAGCCUAAAGUGGAAGCCAUUCUUCUGGCCUCCAAAGAACUCACCCGCAGCAAGCGCUUGAAGCAGCUCUUGGAGGUUGUCCUGGCUUUUGGCAAUUACAUGAACAAGGGCCAAAGGGGAAGUGCAUAUGGCUUCAAAGUCUCCAGCCUGAACAAAAUUGCAGACACUAAAUCCAGCAUAGACAGGAAUAUUACACUGUUGCACUACUUAAUUAUGAUCUUCGAGAAGAACUACACAGAUAUCCUAGACAUGCAGUCUGAGCUGCAGCAUCUUCCGGAAGCAGCAAAAGUCAACCUGAUGGAGCUGGAGAAGGAAGUUAACAACAUAAAGACUGGAUUGAAAGCCGUUGAGGUUGAACUGGACUACCAGAAGAGACGCAUGCGGGAAGCAGGGGACAGGUUUGUGCCUGUCAUGAGUGACUUCAUCACUGUGGCCAGUUUCAGCUUCUCGGAGCUAGAAGACCUUCUGAGCGAGGCUAAGGACAAGUACGCCAAGGCGCUGAAGCAUUUUGGAGAGAAUGAGGGCAAGAUGCAGCCAGAUGAAUUUUUUGGCAUCUUCGACACCUUCCUGCAGUCGUUCACAGAGGCCAAACAAGAUCUGGAGAAUAUGAGGAAGAAGAAAGAGGAGGAGGAGCGCAGGGCACGCAUGGAGGCCAUGCUGAAAGAGCAGAGGGAUAAAGAAAGGCGACAAAAGAAAGCAAAGGCCGGCAGCAUCUCCGAGGAGAGUGGAGAGUUCGACGACCUGGUGUCAGCCCUCAGGUCGGGCGAGGUCUUCGACAAAGACUUAUCCAAGCUCAAGCGCAACCGUAAGCGUUCAGGGAACCAAGGCUUGGAGACGAGUCGGGAGCGUGCGGUGACCAAACUAAAUUAUUAACAACAAAAGGAAGGAGGGGACGUUAAAAGAAAUAGAACAAACACAAAGAAGAUGAUGACGAAGAACAAAUGAAGAAAGAUGAAUGUGUGUGACAGCAAUUGGCUGAUGGUUGCCCCCAAGGGCUCCCCCAGCCCGUAGCUAGAGAUGUUACCUUUUCAUGACCAACUUUCCUCCCGUCCCACACCUCCCCCAUGCGCCUAAUGUGGAAUGGCUGUAAAAGUGCCUCUGUGGAGCCAGCAGGGUUUGUGACUGGGCCAUUUGGAUCGUUGGCUGAUUUGCUUCUGGGAGUCUUGCCUCCAAGCUCAGCAAAGGCCUGUUGAUGACAACAGAAAGCACUUGGGCCUUGUGGACCACUCGGCAGCUGGGGGAAGAUUGUUCGCUGUAUGCCAAAGUACAAACAAGUAGUGUUCUCCAUCUGUUGAGACUAAGCAAGACCAUAACAUCUCAGGCUGGCUCUGAACAAACCUGACACCUUCUCGAGAUCUGGAGCAACCUUCGGGAGUUUGCCAUGGAGUUCCUUUCCAGAACUGGAUUUAUAAAGAGUCAUUGAUGAGAAUCUGAAAAAUGCUUUUGAUCUCAUGUACUGUGUAUUUUUAUUUGUGCUUUUGUGGCCUAUAGUAGCCAAAGCAAAUGACGCUCAGAGGGGAAGGAUGGGGUUUGGAAAUGAGAUGGAAUCCUGUCUCGAAAUCCAUAAUCAGAAUUGAUGAAACCAUUUACAAAACUUCUUUUUUUGAAUUUUUUUUUUUGUUAAAGCCAUUUUCUGGAACCUGUUGAAGCUUCUAGGGAUGUUCUAGAACCUGAAAAGUUGGGAGAGAGUGAAAUACAUGUUCUAGAAUGGGUGCUCUACGUUGGAGUCUAGAAAAUGAAUCCACAGCCGAUCGGGGCCAGAUCCAGAUGCUCUUAGAGCCUACUACCAUUGCCCAAGGGUAGGAGGGUAAUAGCCACCCAGUGCUGAUAAUUUCACACUGCUUUUGCAUCAUUUUGUUAGUGCAACCCAGUGGAAAUUGGGAACUGUAUGGGAUCAUCACAAGGUCCUAAAUAAAGACAGUUAAACGAGAUCACUGACAAUGGAAAUGGGAUAUUUUUUUCCACUUGGUACCAGCUACAACUUUAUUGGAACGAACUAGAGCUUGCAUCUAGGAAGUUGGCCUUCUCAGCAAACCCCUGUGGGAACCAUAAAACAUCAUAAUAUGUGAUGUCAAAGGACAGCCAUGUUCCCCAGGGUCUUUUCUACUUGGAAGAUGAUGUUUGCAAUGAAGGUGCCAUAAACAAGACAGGAAUUAAUCAGGAGGACACAGAUCUGAAUGGGUCGAGGGCUUUGAAAAUUAGUGUUUAAUUAAUAGGAAUGUUUGUAUUAAAAAAUAAAAAUGUAAAGCACACAGCCAAAAACAAACAAGCCAACAAGAAAGACACUGACUAUUUUGUUGCUAUGUCUGUUCACCUUCACGACUCUAGAAAUGAGACUAACUUAUGCAAGUUGUCACGGUUUCAUUUGUCUUGUCUUCCUUAAGUGAACUUUUUGGUUAUCUUUCCACGGAGAGAAAAAGGAGGAGAAAGACAGUAGUAUUCUGGAUGUGAUACUAGAUGAGAGAAAGAGACCCAUCUUCCGCAAAAUAUGCAUUAAAAAACAAACAGCAGGAAAUCUUGUAGAAUCUGGAGGAAGUCAGAAACAGAUCAGUUCGUCACUUUAAUUACUUGGCUUUAUUUUUCUCCAAAUGUCACUUAAUCUCAGGCUCAGCAUUGAGUCUGCAGGACAAAACUCCAUGCCCCAGGCACACUGCCUGAUCAGUAUUAUAUUCAGACAACAUCGGGGAAACACACUGUGGAGGUUCUCUGAACUCUUGGAAGGUUAAAUAAUUAUGUAAACUAUGGAGAUAAGAAAAAAAGUUUAACUGUAAUGUUUACUGUAUUUUGAGUCUCCCACCCUAGAAUUUCCCUAUUGAUGACAUUCCAGACCACUGCACCUCUGCAGAAUACUCAUGGUGAAGAGUUGGUAUCUUACAAGAGCUGCGUGCAUUCUCCUUCAGUAUUAUUCCCUUCCCCCUUGAGGAUUAGCAGUUAACAGAAAUGUCCAUUGUGGCAGACCCAGGCACCUUUUAGGAGAGAGAUUUUGUAUUUUCAUACCGGGUUUUGAAAGUUUAAGGAAAAAAAAACUUACAUUUGUAAGCAAUUUUUUAAAAACUCCAAAAUAGAUUUUUAAAAAAUGUCUUUUUUUUGUAAAUUACAUUCACAAGCUUCUGCUGCCUCUGUACUAGAUCAGUGCUCUAUUCCAACACUAUUUUCUUAAAGCAUGCCAUAUAACCCACCCUGUGAGAGCCAUAUGAGAUUGUCAUAGGUGCCAGAUUGGUAUACAUUGAGUUUAGUGUUUGGUAGUCUCCAAAUUCCAAGUCUGAGAUUUUUAAGGAUUAUAAAUAUUGGGAUUUUUUUAACCUGGUUUAUCUUCCCUGGUUUUAGUGCUCACUCACUAAUUCAGUUUAGUACCAAGGUCAGAUUUCAGCCCUGGUGUAAGCAGGUGUGACUCCAUGGUUUCACUAGAGUUGUACCCUCUUGGCCCCCAGUCUAAGACUAAUCCAUUUUUAUAAGGAAAAUUCAACAGGGGUUGAGAUAUCAAAGAGAACUCAGCUCAGGGGAAGAGCCUUGAAUUUAUGAGCUAACAUCUCCCCACCCUGUACUUAUCACCAGCAGGCUUGUGUUAGGCUUUCUGACACUAGUCACCUUGCACUGCCAUGAAUGUAGCAAAGGCAGAGAGGGGGAGGUUGUUACAAAGAAACCCACUGUCCAUUGAUCAGAAUUGCACAGUCCAGCCCAAGGUUUGCAGAGAUCUCUGUACGAGAGAGUCGAAGGGAGCCAGUGAAAUCUUCCAGCUCCCAGACGGAUGCACAAAGCACAUAGGGCUGUACCAGGCAGCUGUGGGCCGUGCUCUGGAUUUAGAUUAUUGUGACUGAAAAGCCUUCAGGAGCCCAUAGAUUGACUCUAGUUCCAUUUUCUCAGCAUCAAGUGUUUGAGUCUCUGAUGCUUUUUUGCUUGAGUCUCUGAUGCUGGAUCAAAGUUGCUUUUUCAAUCGUAAGGCACCUUCAGCAUGGUCCCUAUCUCUGAUCACUUACCCCAUAGCAAAAUGUUCUUGGGAGGAGGCCCCUGGUGAGGUCUUGGACACACUAGCGUUGAGUCAUGAAGUUUGGCAGCAUUUCCUACCACUGACAGGUGGCAACAGGGAGAAAGGCCUGUUAACAUGUUUUCAUGGGAUGCAAAUUGGCUGGCCACAUGGGAUGGAGAGCAGCUGGCCCUGCCCUGGGGCUUACCUUCUUGCUGGGACUACAUUCCAUCUUGAUUUUAGACGUAGGGGUGCUGUGACUCAGUGCGACUCCCUUGUGCCAUUUAAACACAGCUCUCUGGAGAGCCGCUAACUGGCUAAGAAAGGAAAAUGAAGGUUGUGCUGCCCUGCCUAGUCUUUGUUCUCAAGUGAAUGAGUUUGUUUUAGCAGGGUCCCACAAUUCACAGGAUACGGGCUGUAAUCACUGACACAGUGACUGGUGCUUGCUGUGAGACCGUAAGAACCCGUAGGAGCUCCGUUCUGGGCUUUUGGUUGGUGGUUGUUUUUUCUCUUGGCUGAGUCUAGGAGCCAGCGUUUCCUAAGAUUUGAAAUAAAAUGUCCAUUUCCAUUGAAGAAGAGGAUACAAGUGUUGGAAUUGAAGGGGGAGAGAGAGAGAACAGUUAAAUGAGAGGGCUCAGUUUGCAGUGCUUUCCCAACUUCCCAUCUUCUCCAAUCCCUGGGAUCUGCUCCCCCAUCUGAGACUUGCCCUGCAAUGUCUUAGGGGCUCUGCUGCUUUUCCCCCAUCCCCUGUGCUCCUCUGUAUCUUGGCUCAGCCCGGCCCUGCAGCAUCCCAGGAGCUGUCCCAUCUCCAGCUGCUCUGGUCCUAGCUCAGCCCUGCCAGUCCACACUAGCACUCCUGCCAUUGCAAGCAUCAGUGGAGUGCACCAAGCUACAGCUGUGGAAGGGUUUCCCUGAAACAGUCAGGGUAGGUGCAGCCUCAGUUUUUCCCUUGUGGGGACCCAAUGGCAUGUUCACCUUAAAGGGAUCAGCUGCAAUCACGGGAGUCCUGCAUGUCUGUGGACCUGCCCUUGAUCUCACAGCUCCCGGACUUGCUGCUAGAGCCAAAAUCUUCUCAGCCAUUGCCUUGGUAAUCCCCAAGUGCCUCUCUGCUGUCCAGGCCUUGCUCCACCCCACUCUGAUACCUCCAUGAUCCUUCUGGGUAGGGAUGUCUGUAGCAUGCACCCUGGGGUAGCAUGUUGGCAGGUGGAAAGCAGCAGCCCACAGGAGGGCAGCUUUAAGUAUCGCCUCUUUCUUAGCUUAACAAAGGCACCUCCUGAAGCCUUCCCAGCAGCUCUUUGAGUACUUAAACCCUACGCCAGCAAGAAGGAUUCAGCCACUUUCCUAAAGACCUUCCUGCCAGCCCCAGAGGGAUGCUGACAAUGGGCCCACUAUGCACUAGCAAAUCCUAGGGAAGGAAAGGCAAUGGUAAACAGAUCAGGAAGGCCAGGGCAUGUGCAAGGUGCAGAGGACAAGCUCGCAGGAGAACCUAUCCGGGGCAAUUACCAAUAGACCUUGGAUUUGGUUAAUCCUAGAGUCAUACUGCUGCAAACCUUGGCAGAGGCCUCAGGCAGUGAGAAGUUCCCCUACCAGGGAACUAGGUUACAGUGACGCAACAUAGCUUCAACUUCUGCAAUGAGGCAGCUGUAAGGGGCCAGCCCGGCCCCAACAGUGGAUAGGCUGAACAGACAGAGGUGUGUGCCAAUUGGCACUCUCCUAAGCUUUUCCCACCAGCACAGCUCGUCUGGAUCCGUGGCAGAGUUGUCAGCCCAACUGAGAGUAACAUUGCCUGUCCUCCCUUGAGCCAAGUCCCUCUCCUGGAGUCUCACUGCUACAGAAGAGUGUAUCUUCUAUCUCCUUAAAUCUGGCCCCCAGGGUCCAAGUCCAUCCUUAAUUAUCUCCAUGGAAGCCCAUUAUUGUUAAGAAGGUUGCCCCAGGGGGCCACAGAAAAGUUAUUAGCACAAGUGCUCAGUCAAGUCCCUCCCUGGCUCGCUCUCUCUGGUCUGGGUCACACUUCUGAAUCAGUCACAUUUCCAGAGACCAGGACAAUUGACAUCAAAGCAGCUCCACAACAUGGGAGCAGAAAGGCCAGUCCACAUUCUGCAGCUGACUGAAGAUCCAGGCACCAAAUCCACACCCCGCCCCAGUGGCGGCAGCAGCAGGACUAGUGCUUAGUGGCUAGAGACUUUCCAAGGGGAAGAUGACUUGGGUGUUCUUCAGAAGCAUUUCUGUAAUGUGCUCGGGGUGUCCGAGGAAACGAGAGAGGUUGUGAGGGGCCUUAUGGGAAAGAUACGACGUGGGCAUUUCUGUGACGGUCAGCUCUUUGGAGGAAUGUUUCCUCUCUCCAGGUGGGCUCGCACUCUGAGCUGGGUAGUGGAGGGGGAGGCGUGUGUCCGAAGUGUCUUUGAGGGGAAUGGAGACGGGUUGUACAGUUCAUGAUGUACAUGAUGUAUGCAGUUUUGUUUCUGGGUAAUUUCUUUUUAUUUUGGUUAAAUGUUUUUUAAAAGAAUUAAGGUUUUUAGGAAGCUCUAGGGGGAAGCUGUAAAUCUGACACCUCUAUUUAUUUUGCCUUAUUUUAGUUUGCUAUGUUUGCAUGUAUGCACCGCACUACAGCAAAGACUAUUGAGACUGUGCCAGGGCAUUACACCAGCUAGCCGGUCUGCUUGGCAAUUCCGGGCUGGGCUGCAUGUCAGCAGUUGGAGGGGGCAGGGAGGGAGCGUUCCCUGGGGUUUUGUAUCUCCAUUGGCCCAUGCCUCCCGAGCUUUUUCUUUUAGACCAAUUACAGCUCUGUUACUUUCAUUCACAUUGUGAUUUUACUUUAUCCGAAUCCCGAGCAGUGGGCUAAAAGGUAGCACUCUCCUCAGACUCCGCCCACAAUCCCCAGUGGAGCAGGAUGCUUCUACAGAAGUGCUCAACACAGAACAAUGUGUCCUUUACAUGAUCAUCAUUAGGCUUCAGAGUUAACAAGUUGCUGAGACAAACAGAGACAGUCCUCACCACUCUGAGCUAUCAUUCCUUUCUGACUGCAGUCUCUUGGAAAUAGCACUUUUUUUUUUUUUUUUUUUUUUGCACAUUGGGGAGAUUUUCUUUACAACUGUAAGGGUUAGAUUUUUUUUGUUGUUUAAUGUAAGUUUAAAUCCUGCACAUACAUCUCCCAUGGAUUGGCUCCACCCAACUACUGAUCCCAAUGGGCAGUUUGAUUAAGGCUACUUAAUCCUUAUGGGAUUUGUGGCAAAAACAAAGCUGUCCACAUUUUGCCUAACAUAGCACCUGUGAACUCGUAGGGCUACAUGUGUUUGCCAGCGCAGAACAGGAGUAUGGAUUCUCUAAUGGUGGUGUCUUUAAGAUACUUGGGAGAGUCAUAAAGCCCUUCACUAUGUUGUUCUCAUUCUUGGAGGAACAUUCUAUAGAUCUUUACGGCCAGAUUCUUCUGUUAGUAGGAUAAAUCCAGAUCCGAUGAGGUCAGGUCAGUCUGCCCUGGAUUUACACCAAUAUAACUGGGAUCAGCAUCUGACUCCAUUAGUUUGCUUUUGUGUUGCCUACAGCAUGUUCCAUAAAUUCCAUACAGUACAUUGUUAGAAGGGCUUAUCACCAGACACAAGCCCUCUGUGCCCAGCUAAUGUCCCUCCUUCUAACCGCCAUCUGGAAAGGCUUCCGAAAAAAAACAUCACAGUGCUGAAAGGAAACGUCAGAUGUUUCAGACCAGUGCUUGCUCCUGGUAGGACCUCAUCUCAGCCAGCUGUCUCACUUCCUUGCAUUAGGUUAACUUGAAAUUUGCUGGCCACUUUUGGAUUCCCCCACAUGCUAAAUUAGAAGGCAUAGUGCUGCCUGCAGGAGCUGGAGAGAGGUCCGGUGCUGCUGUAAUGCCUUAGUGUAUCCUCAUUUCUUGGUCAGUUUAAGACUAUAAAUGAAUUAAAUGUAAAAAACCUGUAGUGUCCUUUUUAUCUGCACCUUUUUAUAAGAAUAUACUGUAAUACUUAAAAAAAAAAAUUAAAGAUAUA
Molecule: messenger RNA, 10613 nt
Organism: Gopherus evgoodei (Goodes thornscrub tortoise)
Lineage: Eukaryota; Metazoa; Chordata; Testudines; Testudinidae
Gene: DAAM2
Product: dishevelled associated activator of morphogenesis 2
Exons: 27
Coding region: 270-3524 (1084 amino acids)
Biological process (GO): actin cytoskeleton organization; negative regulation of oligodendrocyte differentiation; positive regulation of canonical Wnt signaling pathway
Molecular function (GO): actin binding; small GTPase binding
Source: RefSeq, a predicted model, not a curated record